This is a messenger RNA of Drosophila mojavensis, 1405 nucleotides long. Its product is annotated as circumsporozoite protein. The transcript has 2 exons. Lineage: Eukaryota; Metazoa; Arthropoda; Insecta; Diptera; Drosophilidae. The coding region runs from base 138 to 1202 and encodes 354 amino acids. The record is from RefSeq and is a predicted model, not a curated record.
UUUUCUAAACAGAUUAUAUUUGAAAACGAACUCUAUGAGUUCGCACCCGAUUCCUAUUUUCCAAAUCAAAGAGAAAUUCAUUUCAUGCGUGAAUCUGUUUGAGCAAACACAAAUUUCUAGUUUAUUUCGCAUCCAAAAUGUUGAAGCCAAAUUUUGUUUUUGUUUUGGCUGUCGGAUGCCUGAUCGGCGCACAGCUACACUGUUCUGCAGCUCUUCCACGAGGCGAUAGGGCACCAAAAGUUUUGGUUGCCGAAAAGAAAUCGGCCGAUAAGACUGUUAUGAGUUUAUUUGGGAAUAAAAACCAAGGCCAUGCGCCGCACACGAAUGACACCGUCAGUAAGGUGAAAGUCGGAACACAGACCCCAAAGGUGAGCUUAACAACGGAGAGCAUAGCUCAGGGUCCGACUACCAGUCCUGGUACAGGCGUUAAACCAAGUCAAGGCGGUGCCGGCGGUGGGGUCCUGGGAUUUAGUGAAAGUAAACUCAAUCGGGAUGGUAUCGAGAGACAAGAUGAUGGUGAUACUGCUGGAGGUGCUGGAGGUGGUGAUGCUGCUGGAGGUGCUGGAGGUGGUGCUGGUGCUGGAGGUGGUGAUGGUGGUGGUGCUGGUGCUGGUGCUGGUGCUGGAGGUGGUGCUGGUGCUGGUGCUGGAGGUGGUGCUGGUGCUGGUGCUGGUGGAGAAGGUCCUACAAAUGCUAAUGCAGGAGGUGCUGCCGCCGGUGGGGGUAAUGCCGUCCCUCCUGGUGCUAAAAUUUCUCGGAACGGACUUCCACGAUUCAUCAAAGAUAGCAAGGGCAACUGGGUGUACAACCAGUGGGGCGUUACCUAUGGAAUAAUUGGCCAAGACACUCGCUUCGUCGUCGGACAGACCAUCCAGGCUAACAAAAUCGACUCCAAUGCCCAGAAAAAUUAUUAUCCAGAUGGCCCCCUCUCCACGGUCUGUGCAAGCGCAUCGACAGUAUAUAAUGUGCCCAUUGUCAGGAAUUGGCUGGUGCGUAAGGUCUAUAGUUACCCAAUCAAAAGUCGACCCAUUUGGAACGAGCUGCGCAUGCACAUCUAUAAGUCGGGCAAUUCCGAGGAGUGCCACGACGUAGCCAAGUUCAAAACAUGGCGGGAGUAUCAGGAGUGCGCAAUCAGACGUAAUAUGCGCCUGGAUUCCAUUAUUCCAAUGUAUCCAAUGCACCAAAUGGGCAGCGGAUUCUAAUACCAUGCAGCCAGAACAUCUCAAGUCAGAUCGGUCGGUCAGUGUGUGCAUAGAGUCUAAAUGGAUUGCAACUUUUACCUCCGUCUUCGCCCGUAUUUCAUGCUAUGCCUUAAUGUAGUAUACAUAUGUGCUAAGUACUGUCCAGAAUACAAAUUAUAGAAUAUAAUGUUGAUCCAGCCAAAUAUACAUAUGUAUAUGUCAUA